Molecule: messenger RNA, 2841 nt
Organism: Blastomyces gilchristii SLH14081
Lineage: Eukaryota; Fungi; Ascomycota; Eurotiomycetes; Onygenales; Ajellomycetaceae
Product: glutamate-cysteine ligase regulatory subunit
Exons: 2
Coding region: 199-1188 (329 amino acids)
Biological process (GO): glutathione biosynthetic process
Cellular component (GO): glutamate-cysteine ligase complex
Molecular function (GO): enzyme regulator activity; glutamate-cysteine ligase catalytic subunit binding
Source: RefSeq, a predicted model, not a curated record
AAUAAUAGGAACAUUCUCCGGUCGAGGACAGGCGCAACAUCCUAUAAAUAACUUAUCGUCUGCAAAUAUAUAGGCCAUUUCUAUCAAAUUAAUUACAGAACCUGAUAAUAUAUCAAUUUCCUUCAUUGACUGCUGCCCGUCAUUAGUAUUCCCGUAUAUUUGGCCGUCCCAUAGUCUUAGAGAAUUCGAGGCGCAACCAUGAAGCUCAUACUCUCAACAUCGAAUAUCAUGAGUGGCGGCCCAUCUGUCAUCCCAAGACUGACCAGCGAUAAAUCAAACGUCGAAUUAUUGGACGCCCUCCGCUCCAACUUCGUCGCAGCCCAACAUAUCGAACCCUCACACUCCAACGGCCCCUCGCACGACAUCCACGACGUUCCACAGAAACUCUCAUACAGCGAUUAUACCACCUGGACCUCUAAACAAGGAGAUACCCUCUACGUGCCCGCGAUCGAUUUCUCAGAACCAGGCCUGACCGAAGACCGCGACCAGUAUGACAUCACCGUCAAGCUCUUCUACCUGCCGGGGAUCCCAACCUCGCGCCGCUGCGCGCAUACCCGGGAAGCAAUUGACCUCGUCCUGAAGACACUACACGUCAACUCCAUAGACCUGCUUAUCGUCUCGUUCCCCGGCAUAUCGUUCGAUGCAGACGACUCGAGCGAAGAGGAAAUAUCAGAUGGCGAUGCCAACGGCAACAACGAGGCGGCGCGACCAAGCACCGGACCAGAAAUGGACGGCAUAAUCCAAACAUGGCGGGUCCUCGAAUGCCUCAAGGAAGAAGGCAUGAUAUCCCAGCUGGGCCUCUCAGAGUUUGACAGCGAGCGGCUAGCGAAGUUCCUCCCGCACACCAAGGUUCGGCCCGCGGUCGACCAGAUUAACGUCAAGGAUUGCUGCGUCGUGCCGAAACCAUUGAUUGUGUUUGCGAAGAAGGAAAAUAUUAAGCUGCUGACGCAUAAUGAUUGCACUGACAUCCUCCCGCCGGGUACGACGCGAGACCUCCUUGCGCGCGGGGAGACGGGGGCGGGGAUUCUGGCGGCCAGCGCAACGGCGGAUGAUGGUGGGUUGGAGGGCGAUAUUGUGCCGCAGUGGGUUGUGAAGUAUACCGCUGUGGUGAAGGAUCGCGGCGUGAUUGAAAAUAAGGGCUAUUUUGCGCUAGCGGAGGUAGGAGAAUGUAUUCGCGAGGGUGAGUGAGUAAAUUGUAUUAAAUAUUGUGUAGUGGGAAGAGUGUUUGGUUUCCAAGCGCUGAGCGUUGUUGUCUCUUCUGUCCUUCCUUUUCUUUCUCUUGUGUAAAUAAAUAACUCCCAACCGCCUCAUGCAAGUCUCCGCGGUGGUUCGUUCAGCAUGGCGAAACAUGUAACUUAAGGACAUUUUGGUUUUGAGUUAUCUUUUUUCCUAUUUUAAAUUAUUAUUCCCCUCUUCGGGCUGCUCUUCUUCUGGGAAAACAAGUUAAAAAAUAAAUUAAAAAAAUAAAACGAAGUAAUGAAUAUGAUGUCGUGAUGCGCGUUGCCGCCUAGAAGAAAUCUGCCCUACCCUGAUCUUUCUUUUAUUUACCCGACCAUGCUCCUCUUCCGCCCGCGCAACCUGACCUGUUCCAGUUUCUUCAGCACCACAUUCGCCGCUUUAUAGCUCUCAGCAUAUCCCUUAAGCACCUCGUGGAAGAACGGCUCGGUUCUCGGAUGCGAGCUCCCAAACGCUCGUUCCAGCACAUAUAGAUCGACAGCCCGAUCCUCAUCCUGAACACUCUGUCCCGCCAGGCCAAAAUCAAUAAGCACAAUCUCCCCUUCCAGCGACGGUUUGUUAUCCAGAGUAGUAAUAGUCUGUAACUCCGCGUCUUGCCUGAUAGAUGUACUCAAAGGGACGGAGGCGGCGGUGGCAGCGUCGUCGUCCUCUCCUGCCAGCGCAUCGACAGACGCAAUGGGUCUAAGCAUGAGGUUGCUCGUAGUUAAAUCCCCAUGGACAAUACCGGCCUUAUGCAUGGCACCAACGACAAGCCCGAUCCUCCGCAGCAGCGCGCAGAUAUCCUCUUUGCUCUGUUCGAUGAGAUCCGCACUUUUAGCAUCAGCACCACCAGCACCACCAGCAACCUUCCCCUCUUGCGAUUUCAACCAUUUCUCCCACUGGUCAACCGCCUGUCUGACAACAAUGCCCUCCACCCACUCCAUCAAUAACCAUGCGAACCAGCCAGUUUUAUUAUCAUUCUGAUCACUAUCUUUGACAUUCGUAAUGCUUCCCCCCUCAGAAGCAGAAGCACCAAUAUCACCCACACCAACAUCUAGCGCCAGCAAGCCGGGGACAGGAACCUCCUCGCGCGCCAACUUUACCAGACAUCGCGCCUCUUGCAGGAUGCGCUGGCGGGUCAAUCUGCGGUCGAGGAUGGGGUGUCGGUAUGGUUUAGCGGGGCGGAUUUUGAGAGCGGCGGGAGUGGAGGGGGUGAGGAAAUUGGUUCUGUAGAGGCGGCCUUCGGCGCCCUGGGCGAGGAGGGUGGCGGGGGAAUUUGUGAAGGGAGCGGGGAGAGGGGGAGGGGUAUAGGUGUUGGUGUUGGCGGUGCUGGUGGUAGUGGCUGUCGUGCUGGACGACAUUGCGGCGGGCGGUGUGUACGAUGCGGUGGGAGGGAGGAGGAUGUAACGAGGGUAUUGAUAGUACGGGGAUGUAAGAAGUGUGUUUUGGUGUGGAGGAGGGUGUGGAAUGCGGGGAUGGAUGUGGGAGUGUUGCGGAUGUUGUUUGAUUCAAGUGUUUAUUUUCUUCUUUGGGUAAUCAAUCAAUGCUUUAUUCCGGUGGUUAAAUAUUUUAAAUAUUUAGUUAAAGUUAGCUCAUUAUAAUAGUUUAACUAAUUGUUUCAAGGGA